CAUUCAUGGGGGAAAAGGAGACAACGUGCCAAGACUGUUUUAUCUUCUUGCUGCUGCGAUGUAACCUCGGGGUGGGCGUGCUGUUUUAUCUACUGUUUUGGCUAUCUCGAGCGUUAAAUAGCUGUCUGUCUGUCUCUCCUCUUACUCUGGUACAUCCACAUCCAGGCCUUCCAACAACAGCAAGAUGCUCCAAGUCAAGACCCUCGUCGCUCUCCUGCUCACCAGCUCGGUGACCCUCGCCCUCCCUACCGAGAUCGAGGCCCGCCAGUCGUGCGCCUACACCUGCGGCAGCGUCUGCUACUCGUCCUCCGCGGUCUCCGCCGCCGUCGAUGAGGGCUACAGCCUCCAAUCCUCUGGCGACGACGUCAACGACUACCCCCAUGUCUACAACAACUACGAGGACUUCGACUUCCCCGUCGACCCCACCUACUAUGAGUUCCCGAUCUUGAGCUCCGGCAGUGUGUACAGCGGCGGUUCGCCUGGCGCGGACCGUGUCGUCUUCAACGAGGGUGGAGAGCUUGCUGGCGUUAUCACCCACACUGGCGCCAGUGGAAACAACUUUGUUUCUUGCUAGAUUCGAGUAGAUUUCGACUAGUCUACGGGUGUUGGAAUGCAUGUUGUUGGUGGCCUAGCGGGAGAUCGGGUACUUGUGCGGUGCCUGGAAUGUAUAUACUCCGUAGCAAAUCAAUCAACUCGCUGGACAACGGAUACAGCCUGUCCUGAUUCAAGCCUAGAUGAGACCUGGGCACCCGUAGCUGUAGCAGCUUGAUCCCGCAAAACCUCUAGCUCAAUCGCUGGGUUCUCAUCUUGAUCUUGAUCUCCCUCGGCCCACCCCUCGCGCUCAUCCUUGACCCUUCUCACAAACGCAACAUCCAGCAGAAGAGCCACCGCACUAAUUGCAACCCCGAAGUACAACGCAGCGCGAUACCCACGAAUCGCAUCUCCCGUCUUCGCAGCAAUCUGCACCUCAACUGUCGACGCAAAGCCCAG
Molecule: messenger RNA, 990 nt
Organism: Aspergillus versicolor CBS 583.65
Lineage: Eukaryota; Fungi; Ascomycota; Eurotiomycetes; Eurotiales; Aspergillaceae
Product: extracellular guanyl-specific ribonuclease RntA
Exons: 2
Coding region: 185-574 (129 amino acids)
Molecular function (GO): RNA binding; RNA nuclease activity
Source: RefSeq, a predicted model, not a curated record